AUGGAAGAACCUAAUCCCAAAUCUGCGGACCUGUUCAUUUCCAUAGCCUUUUACUCAUUUUAUUUUCUAUAUAUGUUUACGUAUGCCUAUGAAGCAAUUUUUAUUUUUUAUACAAAAACGAGCUUUCUAUUGAUAUGUGUUAUAUUUAUUUGUACAUUUGUUUCUGUAAUAUAUGAUUCAUAUGGUUUAGUGAUUUGUUCAUGGUUUUUUGUAAUUAUUGUAGCUUCAAUAGAAAUAACUAAAUUUACAAAUUAUAGAUAUGGAUAUUUUUGGUAUCACGGAUUUUAUAGAUUCUUUUUAAUAACUAGAUUAUUUGUAACAUUACUUUUUAUAAUUUUUUAUACAAUCCAUAUAAUAAAUUUAAAAAACACUAAGUUCGAACAACUAAAUAAUGGGAAUGUAGAAAAUGCGACAACUCCACCUUCAAUAUCAAGAGCAAUAUUACCUGAACAUAACAUACAGGCAUCAACUUUUAAUAAUAGUAAUAAUCCAGAUAUGCCAAGAAAUUAUAUAAAUAGAACUGUUGUAGAUAUUGAAAAAGAUAAUGACAAUUUUAUAGAACAAAAAAAUAAAGAAGACAUCGAAGAUAUUUCUGUCAAAAAAAUAUGUUUCCCUACGAUAAGUAAAGAUGAUAUACAAAGUAUUUCUAUGAGAUCUAAUAUAGGUAGCAUAAAAAAAAUUCAUCCAUAUAGUCAUUACAAAGUUAUGGCAUCAGAAUAUUUAAAUGAUCCAAGAACUGUAAAAUUAAAAAUGAGCACUCCUGACAUGAAUGAUGUUGAGAUAAACAAUGAAGUUAUUUCCAUGAAUAAAAGUGUAAUUGAAAAUAAUAUAGAUUUCGAAACCAACCAUAUUUUAUACAACAAUGAUAUGGGCAAUAUUAAAAAGUGA
This is a messenger RNA of Plasmodium vinckei vinckei, 888 nucleotides long. RefSeq names its product conserved Plasmodium protein, unknown function. The transcript has a single exon. The record is from RefSeq and is a predicted model, not a curated record. Lineage: Eukaryota; Apicomplexa; Aconoidasida; Haemosporida; Plasmodiidae. The coding region runs from base 1 to 888 and encodes 295 amino acids.